Molecule: messenger RNA, 1182 nt
Organism: Elaeis guineensis (African oil palm)
Lineage: Eukaryota; Viridiplantae; Streptophyta; Magnoliopsida; Arecales; Arecaceae
Product: GTP-binding nuclear protein Ran1B
Biological process (GO): ribosomal subunit export from nucleus; protein import into nucleus
Cellular component (GO): nucleus; cytoplasm
Molecular function (GO): GTPase activity; GTP binding
Source: RefSeq, a predicted model, not a curated record
GUCGCGUCAAAUGAAAGCCAAGCGCUGCGCCUAUAAAUAUCCCGACUCAGCGUCCAGGCUUCCCCCAUCCCAUUCAAAAGCCUCUUCGAGCUCCGGCGGAAGGAGAGAGCGAGAAAGAAUCCUCUGCUAGCCUCCUCCGGUCGACGGAAAGUAAUGGCGCUUCCGGGCCAGCAGGCGGUGGAUUAUCCGAGCUUCAAGUUGGUGAUCGUCGGCGACGGCGGCACAGGCAAGACUACAUUCGUCAAGAGGCACCUUACCGGAGAGUUUGAGAAGAAAUAUGAACCAACUAUUGGUGUUGAAGUCCAUCCCUUGGAUUUCUUCACCAACUGUGGGAAGAUCCGUUUCUACUGCUGGGAUACUGCGGGGCAGGAGAAGUUUGGUGGGCUUAGGGAUGGAUACUACAUCCAUGGCCAAUGUGCAAUUAUCAUGUUUGACGUCACUGCACGGCUUACGUACAAGAAUGUUCCUACAUGGCAUAGGGAUCUUUGCCGGGUCUGUGAGAAUAUUCCCAUUGUUCUAUGUGGCAACAAGGUAGACGUCAAGAACAGGCAGGUGAAAGCCAAGAUGGUUACCUUCCACAGGAAGAAGAAUCUCCAGUACUAUGAGAUAUCUGCUAAGAGUAAUUACAACUUUGAAAAGCCAUUCCUCUAUCUGGCUAGAAAGCUUGCUGGGGAUCCAAGCCUUCACUUUGUUGAAUCACCAGCUCUUGCUCCACCUGAAGUACAGAUUGACCUUGCUGCACAACAACAGCACGAGGCUGAGAUAGCUGCUGCGGCAGCGCAACCCCUUCCGGAUGAUGAUGAUGAUGCAUUUGAGUAAAUGGAGGCAUGGCGGUGGUUGGUGGGAUAUGCUUUGCUUCUACAGCAUCUCUGGCUUUUUUGGGCAUAGAAAAAUGCCAUUGGAGUCUGCAUUUGGUGUCUAUCUGUGGAAUAUUGGAUGAUUGGUUUGGGUAGGUCAUGGGUCUUCCAGGGACGUUUGUUUGUCUGUACUUGGAAAUGUUGGGUUUCCAAGUCAUCUCUGAUUUCUGUUUUUUGCCGAGAGACUUGGAACCGAGAAUGUGCUAUAUCCGGUCUUACGGUCCAGUUUUUCAUGUACCCCGGCUCUGGUUUUGAUUGUUGUGUUGUUCCUAUAAUUGGCUGCUGUAUUAGGUAUUGCAUGCAAGUUGUCUCUUUGAUUUUUCUA